AUGCCCUUCGCCUUCAGAGAAGUCGGUCUCAGCUACCUGCAGUACGUCAGUAUUGCCUCGCGCACCCUCCGCUCCGUCCUCAAGGCCGAGCCCAAGGCUGCUGCCAUCAAGCGCCAGGACCAGAUUGCCAAGUACGCCCAGUGGUCUGCUGGCAAGCAGGGCGAGUCCAAAUUCGUCCUCCCCGAAGAGAUCCCCCGCGUCUAA
This is a messenger RNA of Polychytrium aggregatum, 204 nucleotides long. Its product is annotated as mitochondrial ATP synthase epsilon chain-domain-containing protein. Lineage: Eukaryota; Fungi; Chytridiomycota; Chytridiomycetes; Polychytriales. Gene Ontology annotation, biological process: proton motive force-driven mitochondrial ATP synthesis. The coding region runs from base 1 to 204 and encodes 67 amino acids. The record is from RefSeq and is a predicted model, not a curated record. Gene Ontology annotation, molecular function: proton-transporting ATP synthase activity, rotational mechanism. Gene Ontology annotation, cellular component: mitochondrial inner membrane. The transcript has 3 exons.